This is a messenger RNA of Amborella trichopoda, 3620 nucleotides long. Its product is annotated as putative cellulose synthase A catalytic subunit 2 [UDP-forming]. Gene Ontology annotation, biological process: cellulose biosynthetic process. Lineage: Eukaryota; Viridiplantae; Streptophyta; Magnoliopsida; Amborellales; Amborellaceae. The record is from RefSeq and is a predicted model, not a curated record. Gene Ontology annotation, molecular function: cellulose synthase (UDP-forming) activity. Gene Ontology annotation, cellular component: membrane.
UUCUAGUGUUCUACGCAAAAUCGUUCCUCUCUCUAGAAAGAGAAAGCUCCAUGUCCAUGUUUAGAGAGAGAGAGAGAGAGAGAGCGCGCGUAAAUUGUGGAGAGGGUUUCAAAGGAGGGGCUCUUUUUGUGGGAUGGAGACCGAGUCGAUUUAGAGAGAGUGAGAAUGAGAGAGAGAGUCUUUGUGUGAGAGCGGAUCCUCCUCUUUCUCCUAUGGAUCAGAUGGCCGAAAUCCCUGCACCUUCUUCUUCCUCCUCCUACCACACUCAAGCAUGUCCUCAAAGAGCACCACUAGCUCCACAAAACCCUAAAACACAGCACGAAAAAAACCCCAAAACAAGACCCAGUCUUCUCCAUUCCACCUGCUCAUGGAGCCAUCGGCAAGAUUUACAGACCAGACCUACGGUGAAAUUUGCAGAGUAUGUGAGAGUUUUGUGGGGUAUCAGAAAAAUGGGGGUCCCUUUGUGGCUUGCGAUAGCUGUGAAUUCCCCAUUUGUAGAGUGUGCUUUGAAUUUGUGAGGAAAGAUGGGAACCGAUCGUGCCCAAAAUGCAAAUCUUGUUACAGAAAGCAUUCAGAGAGCCCUUCCAUUGAUGGCGAAGAAAGCCAAGGUGACACAGAUGAUCUACUGCGUGAUUCUGGAUACAUUCAGGGUUCAAAAAAUGUGAAGAAUCAGAAUGCUUAUGAAAAGUUGCAUCACUGUGCUAAUAAUGAUGGACCAGAAGAUGCUGAGUCAUCUCAUAGUUGGAAGAAGAGUUCCAAACUGGUGGAUGUGGCCAAAAACCAAAGGAAACCCCCAAAGGCUGUUUUCCCAGACAAAUGUGCAGGUUCAUUUCCAGUGUUUGGUAUCUGUGUUGGGAAGCCAUCCUGUCUUUCCCCAUCUUCUAUUUCUAGUUCCUCAGUUAAAGGAAAUGGUUUAAACUACCAAAAGGUGCCAUGCCUUUCUAGAUCUGGGUCUCUUCUGUGGGAGGAGAGACUUCGGAAGUGGAAGGACGUACAAAAAACAUACUCAUGGAAAGUGAGGAACAGAAAUCCAGAUUUGGAUGGCUCCAACUUUGAUGACAUUGAGGAGUGCAAAGAACCAACUUUGAAUGACGAGCUACGCAAGCCUCUUUCAAGAAAGGUGCCGGUGUCUUCAUCAAAGAUCAAUCCUUAUAGAGUCAUUAUCAUUUUCCGACUUAUACUUUUGACAUUCUUUUUUCGGUUUCGGCUUGUCAAUCCUGUUAAGCAUGCGCAUGGGCUUUGGUUAACCUCGGUUAUUUGUGAGUUCUGGUUUGCCAUAUCUUGGAUUCUAGAUCAGAUCCCUAAGUGGUUUCCAGUCAACCGUGAAACGUAUAUUGAAAGGCUAAAUCUAAGGUACAAAGGGAAGAAAUGUAGAUUAGCUUGUGUGGAUGUUUUUGUUGGCACUGUUGAUCCUCUGAAAGAGCCGCCACUUGUAACUGCGAACACUCUAUUAUCAAUUCUUUCUGUAGACUACCCGGUCGACAAGAUUUCUUGCUAUGUUUCGGAUGAUGGAGCAUCCUUGUUGACACUUGAAACUCUUUCAGAAACCUCUCAGUUUGCAAGAAAAUGGGUGCCCUUCUGUAAAAAGUUCAGUAUAGAACCAAGAUCCCCUGAGUGUUAUUUCUCACGGACUGUUGAUUAUUUGAAGUCUCAAACAUAUCCAGCGUUUGCUAAAGAAAGAAGAGCUAUGAAGCGUGAAUACGAGGAAUUCAAGGUCCACAUCAAUUGUCUUGUUGCCAAAUAUCAGGCUGUCCCUCUUGAUGGUUGGAUUAUGAAAGAUGGGACUCCCUGGCCUGGAAAUAAUGCUCAAGACCAUCCUGGAAUGAUUCAGAUAUUAUCAGGCCAUAGUGGGCCAUUUGAUACAGAAGGCAAGAAACUGCCAGGAUUAGUUUACAUAGCCCGUGAGAAGAGGCCAGGUUUCAAGCACCACAGGAAGGCUGGUGCCAUGAAUGCUCUGCUACGUGUUUCUGCAGUCCUUAGCAAUGGGGCCUAUGUGCUGAAUCUCGAUUGUAACCACUACAUCAACAAUAGCAAAGCUGUCCUUGAGGCGAUGUGUUUCAUGCUGGACCCUGAAAAUGGGAAGAAAGUCUGUUACGUACAAUUUCCUCAAAGGUUUGAUGGUAUUGAUGCAAGUGAUCGGUAUGCCAACCACAAUACAGUUUUCUUCGAUAUUAACUUGAAAGGUCUUGAUGGGAUACAAGGCCCGAUUUAUGUGGGAACAGGCUGUAUAUUCAGCAGGACAGCUUUAUAUGGCUGUGAGCCUCCUUUGAAGCAAAAGGGGUUUAGAUCAAGUUGCUUUGGUCUAAAGAAAGAAAACCCAAACCCAGGCUUUGAUCAUAAACCCUCUACUCCAGUUUUCUCUAUGAACUUCGCGGCUAUACUUGAUCCAGAAACCAUCAGUCAUGAUCGAGAUUUUCAGGCAAUCUUUUCGAGAUUGGAGAAACGCUUUGGUCAGUCAGCUUUUCUCAUUGCAUCUACUCUUGUAAAGAAUGAUAUGUUCUCAAGGUCUGCAACUCCUGAAGAGCUUUUAAAAGAAGCGAUCCACGUUAUUAGUUGUGACUAUGAAGAUUACACAGACUGGGGAAAUGAGAUUGGUUGGAUCUAUGGCUCUGUAACAGAGGACAUUUUAACUGGUUUUAAGAUGCAUGUUCGUGGUUGGAGAUCAAUAUAUUGCAUGCCCCUUCGACCUGCAUUUAGAGGUACCGCACCGAUCAACCUCUCUGAUCGCCUGAUCCAGGUGCACCGUUGGUCUAUGGGCUCCAUUGAGAUUCUUGUCAGUAGCCGCUGCCCCAUUUGGUAUUCUUAUGGUGGGAGACUUAAGUGGUUAGAGAGAGUAGCGUAUAUAAACACCACCAUCUAUCCUCUAAAUUCAAUUCCUCUGGUUACAUAUUGUACUUUGCCUGCUGUUUGCCUACUCACCGGAAAGUUUAUCAUCCCAGAGGUUGAUAGUCCGACAAGCAUCUGGUUUAUGCUGCUUUUCCUCUCAAUUCUCCUAACUGGGAUCCUUGAAAUGCGUUGGAGUGGUGUUGGGAUCCAAGAGUGGUGGAGAAACGAGCAAUUUUGGGUUAUCGGGGGUGUUUCUUCCCAUCUAUUUGCUGUUUCUCAGGGGUUGAUUAGAGUUUUUGUUGGGGUUAACCCAAGUUUCACUGUUACAUCAAAGAAGUAUGCUUCUGGGGAGGAGCAUCUAACAGAGCUCUAUAAGUUCAAGUGGACAUCUCUUUUGAUCCCACCAACCACUUUGAUCAUCCUUAAUGUAGGGGCUAUUGUGGCAGGAUUUUCGUUUGCCAUUUACAGUGAUCAUGCGUCUUGGGCUCUUCUUUUUUCUAAGUUAUUCUUUGCUUUUUGGGUAAUUGUCCAUCUCUAUCCCUUCUUGAAGGGCUUGCUAGCUCGGAGGCGCCACAUUCCCACGAUUAUUGUCAUGUGGUCUCUCCUCCUUGCAACAUUGUUCUCUCUUGUGUGGGUGAGGCUUGAUCCUUUCACGACUAGGUUUCGUGGGCCUGACCUCAGUCAGUGUGGCAUUAACUGCUGAUCUCUCUCUCUCACUCUCUCUCACAUUGCUGAUGUAGGAAGAUUUGAUAUAAUCAAAGAGUUUGGAGGGACCAUUUUCAUGCCAUUAAGAA